Rhododendron vialii is the source of this 1245-nucleotide messenger RNA. RefSeq lists its product as uncharacterized. The coding region runs from base 617 to 946 and encodes 109 amino acids. The transcript has 2 exons. The record is from RefSeq and is a predicted model, not a curated record. Lineage: Eukaryota; Viridiplantae; Streptophyta; Magnoliopsida; Ericales; Ericaceae.
UGCCACGAACUUCAUACUGAUAAUGACGUUUUGACCCUUGAAAGGAAUUGGGGAAUCUGCGUGCUUCUCUCUCUAAAUCUAUACAUCUCAUCAUUUCUCUCUCCUUGUCCCUAUUAGACUUCAACCGCAACAGCUCUUUUUGAUGGAUCGAACACUCGUCGAAGCCGAUUGGGGGAACUUAACAAAUGGUACGACCCUAAGUCACUGAGUUCUUUAUCCGAUUGGGAGAUUUUGGUACCGUCGGUGGUGUCGGAGGGGAGGCGGUGGUGGUUCGGCCUCGUUGAGCUCGUCCGUGGUCAGAUUUUUGCAGAAGCGAGACAUCAGUACACCCGUGAAGCAAAGAGAUUGGGUUCUGAUUUGCGAUUUGGGGAUCGUCAAGGGCUUUGGUGCUCUGUUCUUUGUAUUGAUAUAUGUGAUUACAUUUAAGCUUAUGUGUAUAGAUGCAGAGAGAGAGAGAGAGAGAGAGAGAGAGAGAGAGAGAGCAUGGAGUAGAAUUUGGAAACAUAUACUAUGGUGGUUUCUGAAUACCAAUCCAGUUUUGAGAAAACGUGUUUUAUUCCCAAUUUGGGGUUGGGAUUGGAGGGGCCAUGGCUGAGAAAAUGAGGAGAGAGGAACAAUGGUUUUCUCCGUGAGGGGAAAACUCUGGUUUGAGGGUAUAAAGGGCAAAUGGUACAACUAUGUCGUGGCACUAAACAACUGUGUCAUGGGAUUAGUGGCAUCCUUAUUUAAUUAUGUUGAAAAUCGAGAGUGUGACAAGGAUGAUGGCGCCACGGCCGGUGGCAAUGGUCAUAUAAAAAGGGUCAUGCAACCAGCAGUUCAAGCCGCAAUUCAUCCUUAUCAAGUGAUUAUGAAUCUAGGAGCUCUUCGGGAAGUGAUUUUGAUGCGGAUGAUGCAAAGUCGAGGGGCGAGAGACCAAAGAAUUUUCAAAAACUUCAAUGGGGAGUGAGUGCUGAUGUUUGAAGAAAACAAGGGUCUGAAUUCUUUUCCUUAGAAAAAAAAAAAAAGAGUUCCAAUUGAUGGGUGGUGAAUUUGAGGUGUAAACUGAUACAAUGAAUAUGCAUCCAUUAGUAAUGAGGAAUGAGCUAAAUUGUGUAACGGUUGUGAAGUAAUUUGUGGUGAAUUAAAUGCAUUAGAUUUGAUGUUUUAGUUAUGGUUCCUAAAUUAGAACCAGAGGAAGAUUGGUGUUUCACAUUCUUUAGUUGUGUUAAAUUCACCAUUUGCCACAACAUGCGUAAGCUUUGGAGG